AUGAAUAAAUUAAUAGUACAAAAACAGCUUCUAGAUAAACCGUUCUACCAAUUUCUAGGGAGACGGGCUCGCUCUUUCGUUAGAUUCAAAUCCACAGCUGCCUCACCUGAUGAAAUCAAACAUUUUCAGGAGCUAGCUCCUACUUGGUGGGAUACCAACGGAUCACAAAGAAUACUUCACAAGAUGAAUUUAGCAAGGUUAGAUUUUAUAAGGAACACAUUAAACAAAACCGUUAGAAUCAAGGACCCUAAUACGUUUAUUCCUGGUUAUAACUACAAAGAGUUCUUGCCAGAGAGUGUGUCUCAUUCCAUUGAGAACGACUUGAAUGAAGGUCUUAGCAAGGAGUUGACUAAAAGACAGUAUAAUGUGCUAGAUAUCGGUUGUGGUGGAGGUAUUCUUUCAGAAUCGAUGGCAAGACAACCAUUUGUGAAACAAGUGCUUGGAAUUGAUUUAACUCCAGAGUGUAUAUCUGUUGCAAAACUACAUGCUAGGUUAGAUCCCAAAUUAGAAGGGAAAGUUGAAUAUGAUGAAAUUGCAUUAGAGGAUCUGAAACAGAAGGACUACGAUAUCAUAACAUGUUUUGAAAUGUUAGAACAUGUAGACAAACCUGGUGAUAUUCUCGAACAGGCCUGGAAAAGAUUGAAACCAAACGGUCUAUUGUUCGUGAGUACGAUCAAUAGAAACCCUAUCUCCUGGUUCACCACCAUAUUUAUGGGUGAGACAGUACUAAAAAUUGUACCUCCAGGAACUCAUCACUUGAGUAAGUAUAUCGACGCCUCAGAGAUAGAAGAAUGGUUCGAAAAGAAACACCCUCGUGACCACAAAGUAUUAAGCCUAAAAGGUACAAUGUAUAUCCCUACACAAGGUUGGGUAGAACAUGACUGUACUAAGAUCGGUAAUUACUUCAUGGCUGUCAAGAAACUACAUUAG
Messenger RNA from Maudiozyma barnettii, 930 nucleotides. RefSeq names its product hexaprenyldihydroxybenzoate methyltransferase (gene COQ3). Gene Ontology annotation, molecular function: 2-methoxy-6-polyprenyl-1,4-benzoquinol methyltransferase activity. Bases 1 to 930 code for a protein of 309 amino acids. Lineage: Eukaryota; Fungi; Ascomycota; Saccharomycetes; Saccharomycetales; Saccharomycetaceae. The record is from RefSeq and is a predicted model, not a curated record. The transcript has a single exon. Gene Ontology annotation, biological process: ubiquinone biosynthetic process.